Messenger RNA from Naegleria fowleri, 2274 nucleotides. RefSeq lists its product as uncharacterized. The transcript has 4 exons. The record is from RefSeq and is a predicted model, not a curated record. The coding region runs from base 1 to 2274 and encodes 757 amino acids. Gene Ontology annotation, cellular component: cytoplasm. Gene Ontology annotation, molecular function: pyridoxal phosphate binding. Lineage: Eukaryota; Heterolobosea; Eutetramitea; Acrasida; Naegleriidae. Gene Ontology annotation, biological process: amino acid metabolic process.
AUGAACAUUUCGGAGAAGAACUCACCCGCAAGCAGGAUGACCAUCAAAAAACACCUAGUGUUGAUGGGACCUCCCGGAGCAGGAAAAACAACCACAAGUAAAAAAUUAGGCCAAAUUUUAGGAAUGAGAGUUUUCGAUAUUGACGAUGACUUGCUCGAAGUUGUGUGGCAAAUGCCAGUCUCUCAAAAACUUGCUCUCGAAGGUGAAGAAGGAUUUAUUAAAGCCGAAGGAGAAGCUUGUGAAAAUUUACGAAUGGAAAAUGAAAACCCAACAAUUAUAUCAUUAAGCGGAAGUGUUCCACUCUAUCGACCUGCGAUUGAAAACAUUCGAAAACAAGGAGUAGCGAUCUAUUUAGAUGUUCCUUCAACAAUCAUUGAAAAACGAUUGCAUGAAAUGAAAGUAGAUCGAAUUGUUGGAAUGAAGCCCGGUCAAACACUUGCCGAUUUAUUGGAAUAUCGAAAAACAUUUUACGAGCAAUAUUACGAUGUACGAGUGACAUGUUCAUCCAUGAAUGGACACUCAGUGGAAACAGUCGAUCAAGUUGUCUCAAGAAUCAUACAGGCUUUCAAUUUUUAUCGAAAUGUGAAUGGUGAACAAGAAUAUGUCAGUACUAGAGGAGAAGGAAAAGAUCAUCAUGGAAAGUCAUUGUGUGAAAUUAUUAGCAGAGGUCUCGCCAGUGAUGGUGGAUUGUAUGUUCCAAAAGUAUUUCCCUCAUCUCGAUCUUCUUCGCUCAACGAAUUGCGUGCCAUGAAAGAGCUACAAAGUUACGAGCAAGUGGCAUUGAGAGUAUUAGAAAAAUUUCCAAUGUCCGUGUCAAUAGAAAGACAAGAGAACGAACAAUGGUCGCCGUCAUUAACGAUCACACCUCAAGAAUUGAAACAACUCUUGCAUGAGGCCUAUGGAAAAAAUUGUAACAAAUUUAAUGUUGAAGAAAUUGUGAAAUUGACACCACUACACAAAAACCAAACAGACACCACUGGACAAUUUUCAAAUCAAUUUUUAGUGGAAUUGUUUCAUGGACCUACUGCUUCCUUCAAAGAUUUAGCUUUACAAUUUGUUCCAAAAUUAUUCACACAUGCCAAUACUUUGAAAUCCUUAUUUUCACAACAACAAGAAGAAAAUUCCUUCCAUUCACAUCCAAAUGUCUCCAACAUUACCACCAACAAGAAGACUGUUAUUUUAACAGCAACGAGCGGAGACACUGGAUCGAGUGCCAUUGAAGGAUACAAACAUGAAAAAAACAUUUCCAUGGUUGUCUUGUAUCCGAAAGGAGGAGUGAGUCCACUUCAAGAAUUACAAAUGUUGCAAGCACAAAACGACCAUGUCAUGGUUUUGGGUGUGGAUGGAGAUUUUGACAAGUGUCAGCGAAUGGUUAAGGAAAUUUUCUCAAAUACACCAUUGAACCAAGGAUUGAAAGAAAAAUAUGGAGCUACUUUGGCAAGUGCAAAUUCAAUGAAUUGGGCACGACUCAUGCCACAAAUUGUGUACUAUGUUUAUUCGUAUUUACAAUUGGAAAGGAAAGGAGUUAUUCAAUUGGGUGAUGAAAUCGACCUUGUUGUGCCUUCAGGAAAUUUUGGAAAUUUAUUGAGCGCUGUCUAUGCAUGGAAAAUGGGUUUCAUUUACAGGGAGGAUUCUACAGAAAACAACAUCACCUUCAUUGAUAUUUUGAAAUCGAGUAAUAUUGAACGAUUACUCUAUUUACUGAGUGAUGAAAAUUCAGAGUUGGUUUCUCGUUACAUGCAACAACUCGAAUGUGAACAUUAUUUUCAAGUCGAGGAACCUCAACUCUUGGAACAAUUGAAAGCAAAAUUUGUGGCUGCAUUCGCCACUCAGAAACAAGUGUCAGAGACCAUUGCUCUCACUUGGCGACAGAGUCAACAACUCAUGGAUACACACACUGCAGUGGCCAAAUAUGUUGGAAAUUUAUUUCAUGAUGAUGGUUGCAAAGAUCAACAACAAAUUCCACCCAUGCUCAUCAUGAGUACAGCUCAUUGGUCUAAAUUUCCGACGCCUGUUCUUGAGGCACUUGUUUCUUAUUAUCAUGAGGAUGAUGACGUUCGUCGUGGUCAUGCGGUCGAAAAUGUUCCACUUGAUUUGGAACGAGUCUUUGGUGAAAUUGAGAAAAGAACUGCUGUUGAUGAUAAUAUUGCUCACAUUCAUCCAUCGAUCAAGUCGUUGUUGAAUCAUCAUCAUGAUGGCUCAUGGAUAUCACCAUUGUGUCAGCAUUCAUAUGAAAUCGUCGAAGGUCUUUUCAAAGUACUUGGACUUCAAUAA